CGCCGCUUACGCAGUACACACAGCACUGCGGAUACCCUGAGCCGACACGGCUGCUACAUUUCGGUCCGUCUCAGAGCCGUGUUGCGGUCAUCAUGGUUUUCUACGACUAUGUCACCCAAGAGCAGCUCUCAGGUUUUGAUAAAUACAAGUACAGUGCGGUGGACUCCAACCCCCUUUCUAUCUAUGUUAUGCACCCCUUCUGGAACACAGUGGUGAAGGUCUUGCCCACAUGGCUGGCACCAAACCUCAUCACGUUCACAGGGUUCAUGUUCCUAGUAUUCACCUUCAGCUUGCUGUCUUUCUAUGACUUUGACUUUUAUGCCUCAGGGAAAGGUUACACACAUGUGCCAAGUUGGGUAUGGAUAGCUGCUGGUUUGUUUAACUUUCUAGCCUAUACUUUAGACGGUGUGGAUGGAAAACAGGCUCGGAGGACGAACUCCAGCACUCCGCUGGGUGAACUGUUUGACCACGGUUUGGACAGCUGGGCAUGCGUGUUCUUCGUUGCAGCAGUGUAUUCUGUUUUCGGACGGGGUGAAACUGGCGUGAGCGUGGAAGCACUGUAUUAUCUCUUAUGGGUUGUCCUGUUUUCAUUCAUACUGUCUCACUGGGAGAAAUACAACACUGGGAUUUUGUUUCUGCCGUGGGGCUAUGACCUCAGCCAAGUGACGAUCUCUGUCGUGUACAUUGUCACAGCAGUAGUUGGUGUGGAGACGUGGUAUAAACCAGUUAUUUGGAAUAUUCAGUACAGAGAUUUCUUCACUGUCAUGAUUAUUGCCUGUUUGUUUGUUGUUACUUUGCCAAUGAGCCUCUUUAAUGUCUUCAAGGCGUACCGCAAUAACACCCUGAAGCACAGUUCGGUAUACGAGGCCUUGUUGCCGGUUUUCUCUCCGGCCGUCUUGUUUGUGCUGUCAACACUGUGGAUCAGUCUCUCUCCCACAAACAUUGUCCAAAAGCAACCCAGAGUCUUUUAUCUCAUGGUGGGCACAGCCUUCUCCAACGUUACUUGCAAGCUCAUUGUAUGCCAGAUGAGUAAUACUCGAUGCAAGCCAUUGAGUUUGUUGUUGUUGCCAAUGACAGCUGUGGUAAUGCUGGUGAUCUCUGGGACCGUGCAGCACAGUGAAACUGUCAUCCUGUACAUAUGGACUUCUGUUGUUCUCCUUGUUCACAUACACUAUGGUGUAUCAGUUGUGAGGCAGUUGAGUGGUCAUUUUAAAAUAUGCGCCUUCUCACUGAAAAAGCCCAAUUCGGACUGACAGGACGAGGAGAAAAUCGGCCUGAAGGCUGCUGAGGUCUAAGCUAUCUCUGCAAAGUCUUCAGCUAGCCGACUUUCACCAGUCACCAAGGAGACACAGCUAACACCAGGAAACCAAAAUUUACUGACCAAACACGCCUUCUUUUUCUGUGGAUGCUGCUCCGUAAACAAGAUCGAUUGAGCCAAGACAUGCAGCUGCAUCACUGGGACCAAUGAGCCAGAGGUGGAGCUGCGCCACGGGGCCCGCUGCGCCCAGAGGUGGAGCUGCUCCAUAGGACCAUUUCAAGCCCAGAGACACCGCUAAACCAUGGGACUCGCUGAUCUAAAAAAAUGCAGCUGCACAACAGGAACCACUGAGCCCAGGAACUACAGUGCCUAGAUUUGCAGCUGUGUGACGGGGUCAAUUUCUCGAAACAGAAAGAGCUGUAUUGUGUUGCUAGCUCAGGAGUGAAACUGUUUGGUUGUCUGGUAUCUGUGAAGGUGAGAAUUAUGCUUGUUUCCUAAGGAAAUGUGCUUUUCAGCUGAGAUACCAGGAGCCUUGUACAGUUGGUUUACUCUCACUCGUAGGUUCUCUUGGAAGAGUUCACACAUUCACUCCAGCAUGCUCCAUAACAUGUAGCACAACACAUGAUGUACACAGAAGAUGUGAUGAAUGUCUUCAGCUAAUUUGACUUGAAGAUUUUAUUUACAAUUCAUUAGCUCAUUUUGGAAAAGUAAUCUCCUUUUUUAAACGCUUCCCACUGUAAUUGAAGCAAAAAGAGGCAUUACUGAUUUUGGACAGUAUAUACAGACUGAAAACAGCCUCAAUUUCUGUUAAUAGAAGCUUAUUAUUUAUAUGUGUGUGGGAACAGGGAAGAUAAUGGCUUAUUUAAAAUUGUGGUGCUUUUGCUGAUCUGUGACUAUGACUAUAGGAUUAUAAUAAUGACAGAAUAAUGCACAUUUUGACUACCGCAAUUGAUGAAUUGCUAGAAGACUGACUCCAUUUCAGUGAACACAAACUAGUAUGUUGCACACAGCUCAAACUUAUGACCUCCGACAAAUUGAAAGGUGGAAUUAUCGAUUCUGCCGUUUGGACCGGUAAAGGGAUUUAUUUUUGUUUCCUUUUAACAUUGGUGAUGGUGUGUCUGCAUGCCGAUUUUCAGUUACCUCCGUCUAUCUGUAUUUUCUUUGUUUUGCUUCACUAGUUGACUUUUAUUGAGUUUAUUUGUGCUUGAAUGAAGAGUGUGCUUCAAACCCUAACCAGGACAGAGUGCACUUUGAGUGAGCGAGUCAACCUCGCUCCGUUCUUUAAACACGAUAAAAGCACUAGUCUCUGUGCCACCAACAUGACCGUUUAACCUACAAACAACCAGUGUCAUGGCCUAAGUCCAAUUCGUUCCAACAUUUACCCUUUUUUUCUUUCUUUGCCUCUUUUAGGGUAUCUUGUUUUCUUUUGGUGGGCUUAAGCAGGGGUAAUAGGAUUGUCUUUUUUUUAAAGCUAUCUUUGAUUGUUCAAACUGUGCGUGAGUUAAAUGUAUGCGUGUAUAUACAUUUGUAUGCGUGUGUGCAUAUGUACUGUAUGUAUGUAUGUAUUUAUCUGUGUAUGUUUUACAUUUGUAUACUCUCACACUAGAAACCUCAUACCUCCAGGUUUUGUUUCUAUGGGAUGAGUGGCAGUUAUUGAAUCCGAACAAUUGAUGGUUAAACAUGUAUAUAUGUAACCCUAUCCAUGUUGUAAUAGCAUUGUUAUUGUUCAUCUUUUUAUUGUUUUUAAUCUCCAUAACAGUGAAAUACACCAAAACGUCUUUAUACUCUUAAUAUCGCCAGAAUUUAAGAGAAAUGACACAGGCAAAUGUAUUUUAUCAAUGUUGUACCCACAGUAAACGGUUUUUUUUGUAAUGUGAA
Messenger RNA from Triplophysa rosa, 3136 nucleotides. It is a transcript of the gene selenoi, whose product is annotated as selenoprotein I. The record is from RefSeq and is a predicted model, not a curated record. Gene Ontology annotation, cellular component: Golgi apparatus; endoplasmic reticulum membrane. NCBI's taxonomy places the organism in Eukaryota, Metazoa, Chordata, Actinopteri, Cypriniformes, Nemacheilidae. Gene Ontology annotation, molecular function: ethanolaminephosphotransferase activity. Gene Ontology annotation, biological process: phosphatidylethanolamine biosynthetic process. The transcript has 10 exons.